Messenger RNA from Brassica rapa (field mustard), 1231 nucleotides. RefSeq names its product plasma membrane-associated cation-binding protein 1. Lineage: Eukaryota; Viridiplantae; Streptophyta; Magnoliopsida; Brassicales; Brassicaceae. Gene Ontology annotation, cellular component: plasma membrane. The record is from RefSeq and is a predicted model, not a curated record.
UGAGGAGAUAACCGCGAAGAGAACAGAGAAACGGUUAAGAUGCCAAUUGAGGCAAGAGGGGUAAAACGAGAAGAGAGGGAGGGUCAAUAUCGUAAUUAAGAAGAAAUCAAUGGGUGAUUUGAAGAGAACCAUGUCUAUAUCACGUGAAGGAGUUUUCAGAGAGACCAUUAAUCAGUUUCGUGUAUUUCGAAGAACAGAUCGAGACGAAGAUCUCCAAAGAGAUUUACACCUCGAAAUCGUUCGAGUUGAGAAGGUUUAUUUCAGGUAAAAUAACCAAGAAUGGGUUACUGGAAUUCCAAGGUUGUUCCAAGGUUCAAGAAGAUAUUCGAGAAGAGUAGUGUUAAGAAAGCUGCCGCUGCUGAAGCUUGCAAGACCUUUGAUGAGUCUAAGGAAGCAAUCAACAAGGAAAUUGAGGAGAAAAAGACAGAACUCCAACCGAAGGUCGUGGAAACCUAUGAGGCUACGUCUGCCGAAGUCAAGGCUUUGGUGAGAGACCCUAAGGAGGCUGGUGUGAAGAAAAACUCAGCAGCCGUGCAGAAGUAUCUCGAGGCGCUUGCCGCUAUCGAAUUUCCCGGAUCAACGGCUGCGAAAGACGCUGCGUCUAGCUUCGGAGCUGGCUAUGUCUCCGGACCAGUCAUGUUCAUAUUCGAGAAAGUAUGUGUGUUCCUUCCCGAGGAGGUUAAGACACGGGAAAUACCUGUGGAGGAAGUGAAAGCCGAAGAACCGGCCAAAACCGAGGAGCCAGCCAAAACCGAAGAAUCGGCUAAAACCGAAGAAUCAAGUGGUGAGAAAGAGGAGAUUGUUGAAGAGACCGUUACAACCGCCGUCGUUGAGGAGCACAAACCAGAGGUUGCCAAGGAGGAGGAGAAAAAACCUGAAGAAGUGAAAAAAGAAGAAGCUGCACCACCCCCGGCUCCAGAGUUGGUUGAAAGUCCGGUUAAGGCACCAGAGACGAAGACGCCGGCGCCAGUGGCUGAGCCAUCAAAGCCUUGAUUUGAUUCAAGACGGUAUGGUUGCUUCUCUUCUAUGAAAACAUCUGAACGUAAAUGAUGAAAGGAACAAAAAAUCUUUUUUUUCAUUCUUUUUAUUUUAUCUUUGUGUGGGUAAAUCUCUCUGUUCUUUUUUUUUUUGGAAGUCUUUAAUGUGGUUUUAUUUACAUUCAUGUGAAUACAAAAUGUUUGUUAAUGUUUUUUCCUAUACAGUUAUUCAACCAAUUAGUUUAUCAGAUACA